CGAAGACGCCGGAAACGACGAAACACUGCAGCCAUUUUGCAGCAGUUCCAGGACAGCAGGACUAGGCCAGCGGUCUCCGGACAAAGCGUCUAGAUAACGCAGAGUUAUGUCGGGGAAGACGGGCCAUAUCACCAUUCAAAAAGACAGAAGAUUUCCUCAGUUGGAGAGAUGCACAAAAUGCUGCAACAAUUUUCAUUGUCCCUUUUGUAUGGCCAGUAUAUUUAAGCCCUGCAGACCAGACAAAGUCAAAUUACACUUGAAAAGCCACUGUAAAAAAGCAGUCGUCCAUGGAGACUUCAUUAUUCACAGAUGCGGCCUGGGCUGUAGAGCAUCGCUCCAUUACCACUGUAUGUACUGCCCGACGACCAUUCUUAGGAGAGGCGAUUUUAAGAACCACUUACAAGUCUGUAAACAUAACCCGAAUUCAGAAUCGGCCUCAAAAACGCUAUCGGGCGCCGGUAGGCGGUGACCUCUCCGACGGUUAUAAACGCCCCAUCAGCCAUCAGUACAGCAGAGUCUGCUCCUUCGGUCCCAUACACGCCACCGGCCUCCGGUGCAGAUAAGACCGGUCUGACGAAAACAGACGCGCCGCCGUCCACCGCAGCAGCAGCAGCAAAGUUUCGCGUGCGCCCUGUAAUUAAAAAAAGAUGCCCUUCGUGCAAUAUCCUCAUCAAUAAAAACAACCUACCAAAGCACAUGGAGCGCAAACACGCGGAUCGGUCGCUAUCGGCCGUCGGUGAGACUUUUCAGCUCACGAGCCAAUGCGUAGAUGAGGCGAACGGGAUUUUCGCGGUUCUCAAAGCGGUAAAAGGCCACGGCGUCCCGCUUCACGUCCGAUACCAGACGCCGGGAGACGACAGCGGAGUCCUCUGCGAAUCGAACGAGUGCCAGAUGAACGUAGACGUGGCGCAGAGGAGCGGCAUCGCGUCGUACCAGUGCGUGCACAUCGGUGCGGCGAGCUUUUGCGGGUCUUCGGUGGAACGCGUCUCGCUGGAGGAAGGCAUUUUGACCGAGAUGGUGAGGGGGAAAUGGUUCAGCGAGAAAAAGAAAAAAGAAUGCCUCGCUCUGCAGGCGCUUGCUGAUGGUAGCUGCUCGCCCCUUUCCGUUCACGUUUCGAUCGGGAUCUCGUCGGCAGAGCGGUUCGUUUCGGUUUUUGAACCCAACGUAUCGUCUUACAGCCGUUUAGGCCGCGUCAUGGUCGCGUAUAACGCUAAAUUAGACUCUUGGCACUGUCCUUGUACCAAACUGCGCCGUUCGUGUCUGCACAAAUAUGUCGCCAAAUGGCAUUUGUUUCAAACGCAGCAGGAGCUUUUCAGAACUGAGGGAACGCCGUACAGGCCACGUUCGGAAGAAGAGGACAUUGCGGACCACAGGCAUGGGUAUCCACCGAAAGGUCUGGGGUUGAGGUGUAUGGUGAGUUACAUUCUCCAGAAAAAGAAGAUACCUGCCGUUCUUCCUGAAGAUAUGCGGGUGCCGUCAGCACUCAAAGAUUACCCACAACACCUCUGUCCGAAUGAGACCGUGUGUCAGGACUGUCCAGGGGAGGUGCUCCUCAGCGAUCCUAUGCUAAUUACACACAACGCCAAAAUCCUCACCAACUGGUGCAUCAUUAAAGAUGUCGCCACCUACAGCAAGCGGUGCCCGCAGUGUGGGAUGUUUUAUCGUUAUCAAGAGUGGAAAGAUCACCUCCAUAACUUCAAUGAUCACAUCAUCCUUGACAUACCCUUAUGUUUAACAUUGAGAAACCUUUUGCAGGUCCAUACUUCAAUGAGCAGGGCAGUUGAGUUUUUACGGCUUACCAGGAGUGGAGUUUCCACCUCCAGACACAAUGCUGGAUGCUUAUUUGCAGUUCGAAGCCCUGACAGAUCAUGA
This is a messenger RNA of Puntigrus tetrazona (Sumatra barb), 1872 nucleotides long. RefSeq lists its product as uncharacterized. The coding region runs from base 697 to 1872 and encodes 391 amino acids. The transcript is spliced from 5 exons. Lineage: Eukaryota; Metazoa; Chordata; Actinopteri; Cypriniformes; Cyprinidae. The record is from RefSeq and is a predicted model, not a curated record.